Molecule: messenger RNA, 1405 nt
Organism: Bacillus rossius redtenbacheri
Lineage: Eukaryota; Metazoa; Arthropoda; Insecta; Phasmatodea; Bacillidae
Product: leucine-rich repeat-containing protein 58
Exons: 4
Coding region: 175-1254 (359 amino acids)
Molecular function (GO): protein binding
Source: RefSeq, a predicted model, not a curated record
GUCUGAUGCAAGAUUGACAAUGGGAUUGUGCAAUCAGCUGGUAAAUAUUAUGUAAUAUGUUGAAUGUGUAAUUUAUUCUUUUUUAAGCGCAAAUGUCUGGGAUGAUGGUCGUAGUUUGAGCAGUUGAUGUGAUAGAUUUAGCAAGUUAGUUCGGUUUAUAUUCUGUAUUCAAAAAUGGGUGAUUAUACAUCAGGUUCUGACAGUAGCGACAGUAGCAGUUACGCCUCAAGUAACAAAUCUUUGAAAUAUUCUAAUUUGUUAUUAGAUUCAGAUAGCUUGCGCAAUAUUUUUGAAGAAUUUUUUGCUUCUGAAACUCAGAAGAAUAACAUCCGUGAAGUAGAAUUGCUGACUCUAGAUCAUAACAAGCUAGCAUCGUUACCAUUUUCUAUAAUUAACUUUAGGAGUUUGAAAAUAUUAGAUAUAAGUUUUAAUAGUUUCUCGACAAUACCGGAAGUUAUCACUCAAUGCUCUUUGACAUGCCUAAUCGCUACAGGUAACUCUUUAGCUAAUGAUUCAUUCCCAAAGUCUUUUUCGCAAUUGAAGGAGCUGAAGGAAUUGCAUCUUGGAGGAAACAACUUCAGCGCAUUCCCUGAACAGGUUCUAGAGUUGCCUCAGUUAAAGUAUUUGUACCUUGGAAGCAAUCGGAUAUCAACCAUACCUCCUGACAUACGAAAACUGACAAGACUGCAGUUCCUGUACCUGGGGGGCAACCGGCUGACGGGGGUGCCCGAGUCGCUGAGCGAACUGCGCUUCCUCGAGGGCCUCGUCCUGAGCAACAACCAGAUUGAGUCCCUGCCGAGCACGAUAGCGAAGAUGGCCAACCUCCGGACGCUGCUCCUGCACCAGAACAACCUCCGCACGCUGCCCACGGAGAUCAUCGCCUUGAAGCACCUGUCCAGGCUGACGCUGCGCGACAACCCCCUGGUGGAGCAGUUCGUGAGCACGAUGGAGCUGCAGCCGUCCUCCCUGCUGGAGAUGGCGGGGCGCGUCGUGAAGACCAGCCGCGUGCCGUACGGGGAGGGCGACCUGCCCCGCGGCCUCCGGGAGUACCUGGACAGCGCGCACCGCUGCGUCAACCCCAAGUGCACCGGCGUAUACUUCGACAACCGCAUAGAGCACGUCAAGUUCGUGGACUUCUGCGGCAAGUACAGGAUCCCGCUGAUGCUGUACCUGUGCUCGGCGAGGUGCAAGGACAACUGCUCCGCGCCGGCCGGCUGCUCCGACACGCUCAUGAGGAAGGUCCUGCUGGGCUGACGACGACGACGGCUUCGCUCUUGUACACUCUCGGUCGGGACGGCCGGCAAAAUAAAACCAUGUAUUUUUAUUUUUUUAUCAAAAUUGUGUAUUACUUUUGUUUGGAAAUAUGACAUAUUGCUGUUGCAUCAGAAUUAAAAUAUUGAGUUUU